GUUUCCCUUUCACUUUCAGCAUCAAUUCCAAAAAGCACAAUAAAAUGGUGAAGACAUAUCUUCGGUACGAGGCGCGGCGGCCAUUCGGCGUCAUCAGCAGCCCGAGCGGGAACGCGGUGUUUGAUAGUACAGGCAAGCUGUCGGUGACAUCGGCGCUGGAGGAUGUGAUUGUGUGGGACGUGAAGAAGGGCACGCAGGUGGCCCGGUGGACAGACAGCGACAACCGGGCGGAGGUGACAUGCAUUGCCCGCAGCCCCAACGGCACGGACUACGCGGUAGGGUACAGCGACGGGUCGAUCCGGCUGUUUGACCUAGAGAGCAAUGCGGUGCGGGUGGUGCUGAACGGGCACCGCGGGCAAGUGUCGGCGCUGGAGUUUGACCCGACGGGUACGGUUCUUGCAUCCGGGGCGCGCGACACGGAUCUGAUUGUCUGGGACGUGGUAGGGGAGGUGGGACUGUACCGGCUGCGCGGGCACACGGACCAGAUCACGGCGAUAGUGUUCCUGGGCGGGUCAGGCAAGGCAGAGUCGGCGCUGCACGCCAGCUCCGACGGGUGGAUUGUGACGGGCAGCAAGGACACGCUGGUGAAGCUGUGGGAUCUGCGUGCGCAGCACUGCGUGCAGACGCUGGUGGCACACCGCAGCGAGGUGUGGUCGCUGGCGCUGAGCAACGACCAGCGGUUGUUGGUGACGGGCACGGCGGACCGCGAGCUGCGCGUGUGGACGGUGGAUCGGCAGAAGCUCGAUGCGAUGGCAGGCGAGCCUCACAACGAGUCAGCGGAGGAGGCGGCGCGGCGGUGGGCGGCAAUCAGCGAGUACGGGACGAUUGAGCGGGCGAGCCGCGACCGUGUGGUGAGCCUGAAAUUCCACCCGUCGGGGCAGUACCUGGGGUGCCUGGGCGGCGACCGGCAGCUGGAGGUGUUCCGGGCACGCUCACACGCCGAGAUCAAGAAGAAGCUGGCAAGGCGGAUGAAGCGCAGCCGCGAGAAGCGCAAGGACGGCGACGACGCAGCAAUGGACGACGAGGCUGAGCCGGAGAUCACGGCGGCCGACGAGCUGACGGCGUUCAAGCUGGUGCGGACCAGCGCCAAGGCUGCGUCGUUUGAUUUUGCACCAGGCGAGGCCGAUGCGGCGGUGCUGCACCGGCAAGGGGCACUGAAUGUGCUGGUUGCUCAAACGGACAACCAGCUGGGCGUGUGGCGCGUGCCGGUGCCGCCGCCGGGCACAACAACGAAGAAGGCAAACCUGGCCGAUCCGUCGCUGGUGUGUGCAGUGGACAUGCUGGGACAUCGAGCCGAGCCGCGCACACUGGCGCUGAGCUCCGACAACGAGCUGCUGGCGUCGGCGGCCGGGCGGUCGCUGCGCAUCUGGAACGUGCAGACCGGCGGGUGUGUGCGUACGCUGGAAUGUGGCCCGGCGCUGUGUGUGGCGUUCCUGCCCGGCGACCAGUUUGUGGUGGUGGGCACCAAGACCGGUGUGCUGGAGCUGUACGAUACAUUCGAUGCACACGAGGGCGCGGCGUGCUGGGCAAUCGACGUCAAGCCCGACGGCAGCGGGCUGGUGACCGGCGGUGCCGACAAGAGCGUCAAGUUCUGGGACUUUGAGCUGGUGCGCGACGCGCAGGGCGACUCAGCUGUGGUGAGCCGGCGACGCAUGACGCUGGAGCACGUGCGGACGCUGAAGAUGUCGGACGAUGUGUUGGCAGUGUCGCUACUGGACACCACUGUCAAGGUGUUCUACGCCGACACGCUCAAGUUCUUCCUGUCGCUGUACGGCCACAAGCUUCCGGUGAUGUCGCUGGACAUCUCGUCCGACUCGACGCUGCUGGUGACUGGGUCGGCCGACAAAACGGUCAAGCUGUGGGGCCUGGACUUUGGCGACUGCCACCGGUCGCUGCUAGCGCACCAGGAGCCCGUCACAUGCGUGCGCUUUGUGUGGGGCACUCACUACUUCUUCUCAGCUGGCAAGGAUAAGGUCGUGCAGCAGUGGGACGGCGACAACUUCCAGCGCAUCCAGCGCCUGGACGGCAGCCACGGCGACGUGUGGGCGCUGGCCGUGGCCAAGUUCGGCAACUUUGUGGCGGCCGGAUGCCAGGACCGCUCGCUGCGUGUGUGGGACAAAACUGAGGAACCGCUGUUCCUGGAGGAGGAGCGCGAGCGCGAGCUGGAGGCCCUGUAUGACCGCGGGCUGGAGGAGGCUAUGGACCGGACCGACCACGCGCCCACGGGCCAGGACGAGGACGGCGAGCCCGAGACCGAGCGUGCUGGCCGGGCCACCAUGGAGACACUGAAGGCCGGCGAGCGUAUCAUGGAGGCCCUGGACCUGGCCGACGCCGAGCGCGCCAAGUGGGACGCGUACGCCGAGCAGACGCGCCGCAUGCCCCACCUGGCACCGCCGCCGCCCGACGUCCACCCGGUGCUGCAGUUCGAGAAGCUGACGGCCGACGCCUAUGUGCUGCGGACUGUCGAGCGUGUGCGGGCUGCUGAGCUGGAGGACGCGCUGCUGGUGCUGCCGUUUGCGCGUGUGCUGGCGCUGCUUGCCUAUGUCGAUGUGUGGGCGCGCCGCCGCUGGAACACCCCGCUGACCAGCCGCGUGCUGUUCUUCCUGCUCAAGACCCACCAGAACCAGCUCGUGGCUACGCGCACCAUGCGCCCGCGGCUCGACUCGAUCCGCUCCCACCUGCGCGCCGCCGUCGCUGCCCAGCGCGACCAGAUCGGCUUCAACCUGGCCGCUCUGACUGCCCUCAAGACCGAGUGGGAGGCCAAUGCCACCGCCGAGUUCUUCGACGAGGCCCAGAUCCAGGCCGUGCUGGAUUCCCAGCUUGCAAAGCGCAAGUUCACGGGGCUCAAGGCCUAG
Molecule: messenger RNA, 2855 nt
Organism: Linderina pennispora
Lineage: Eukaryota; Fungi; Kickxellomycota; Kickxellomycetes; Kickxellales; Kickxellaceae
Product: WD40 repeat-like protein
Exons: 3
Coding region: 45-2855 (936 amino acids)
Biological process (GO): maturation of SSU-rRNA
Cellular component (GO): small-subunit processome; Pwp2p-containing subcomplex of 90S preribosome
Molecular function (GO): snoRNA binding; protein binding
Source: RefSeq, a predicted model, not a curated record